Molecule: messenger RNA, 348 nt
Organism: Entrophospora candida
Lineage: Eukaryota; Fungi; Glomeromycota; Glomeromycetes; Entrophosporales; Entrophosporaceae
Source: the annotation of a GenBank genome assembly
AUGGUUGGAUUAAUGAAUUCUGCCAACAAUAACUACGCUCAUCAAGACACGACUUAUAAUAAUUUUAUUCGCCAAUAUUAUAGUAACAGUAAUUUUGUUUAUCAAAAUAAUCUCGUUAAUAAUAUCAACAGCAUUGUCAGUAAUAAUGGUCUCGUUAAUCAAAGUUUGAUUGGUUCAAUUAGUAUUAUCAAUAAUGAUGAUGAUAACAAUAGUGAUCUCGCUGAUCAAGUUUCAACUAAUGCUAUGAGUACUACUCAUCAAAGCUCUGCCAGCAUUAAUUUCGUUGAUCAAAAUAAUUAUUCAGAUCGUCAUCAAAUUCUGUCGUCAUCAUCAACUACAGAAAUUUGA